Fusarium coffeatum is the source of this 1173-nucleotide messenger RNA. RefSeq lists its product as uncharacterized. Gene Ontology annotation, molecular function: serine-type endopeptidase activity. Lineage: Eukaryota; Fungi; Ascomycota; Sordariomycetes; Hypocreales; Nectriaceae. The record is from RefSeq and is a predicted model, not a curated record. Gene Ontology annotation, biological process: proteolysis. Bases 1 to 1173 code for a protein of 390 amino acids. The transcript is spliced from 3 exons.
AUGCGUUCCGCUACUCUUCUCGCUCUUUUGCCCUUUGCGCUGGCCGCUCCUUCAUCCUCAGUCUCUCGACGAGCUGAGCCUGCUCCCGUCAUCCGACCUCGCGGAGUCAAGCUUGUCGAUGGCAAGUACAUCGUCAAGAUGAAGAGCGGCGUUCAAGCUGCUUCUGUUGACAACACUGUUUCGACUCUCCAGGCUAAUGCCGAUUACACCUACACCAAGAGCUUCCGCGGUUUUGCGGGUAGUCUCAAGGAUGACGAGAUUGAGAAGCUCAAGCACGACCCUAAUGUCGAGUACAUUGAGCAGGAUGCCGUCAUCACCAUCAAGGCUACCGAGGAGCAGGACAAUGCUCCUUGGGGUAUCGCUCGCCUUUCCAGCUCCCGACCUGGUAGCAAGACUUACACCUACGACGAGAGCGCCGGUGAGGGUACUUGCGCUUAUGUCAUCGACACCGGUAUCGAUGUUGAGCACCCUGACUUCGAUGGCCGCGCCACCUUCCUGAAGAACUUUGCUGGUGGCCGCGACGGCGAUGGCCAAGGUCACGGCACCCACGUCGCUGGAACUAUUGGCUCCACCACCUACGGUGUCGCCAAGAAGACCAGCCUCUACGCCGUGAAGGUCCUUGGCGACGACGGUUCUGGCACCAACUCCGCUGUCAUCGCUGGUAUGGACUACGUCGCUGGCCACGCCGACUCCAAGAACUGCCCCAAGGGCGCUGUCGUCAACAUGUCUCUCGGUGGUGAGCGCUCCGGAGCCGUCAACAACGCUGCCAAGAGCAUCGUCGAUGCUGGUCUCUUCCUCGCUGUUGCAGCCGGUAACGAAGCUGUCGACGCCGCCAACUCAUCCCCCGCCUCCGAAGAGAGCGCCUGCACCGUCGGUUCAACCACCCGCAACGACACCCUCUCCUACUUCUCCAACUUCGGCGAGGUCGUCGAUGUUCUUGCUCCCGGCAGUGAUAUCCUGAGCACCUGGCCCGGUGGCCAGACCAACACCAUUUCCGGAACUUCCAUGGCCUCACCCCACGUUGCUGGUCUGGCUGCUUACUUCAUGGGAUUGGGAAAGAAGGCCGAGGGUCUUUGCGAGUACAUCGCAUCCGAGGCUCUUGACGGAGUUGUUGCAAGCGUCCCUCGCGACACUGUUAACAAGCUUAUCAACAAUGGUGUAAGCAGCAACUAG